Molecule: messenger RNA, 4532 nt
Organism: Patiria miniata (bat star)
Lineage: Eukaryota; Metazoa; Echinodermata; Asteroidea; Valvatida; Asterinidae
Product: tolloid-like protein 1
Exons: 11
Coding region: 421-2493 (690 amino acids)
Molecular function (GO): protein binding
Source: RefSeq, a predicted model, not a curated record
CCGCCCUGUGCCGUCACCGCGUGUUUACCAUGUCCAUAAAAGCAGUAUUGUGGAGACCAAGGCUUUGUACCCACAGGAACUUAAUUGUGCACCGCAAGUGAAAGUUAAAGAAUAACAACACAACCAGUUGAGGCUCAAAUGUGUGAGCAAUUGUGUGCAGCAUUGAACGGGAAUAAUCUGCAAAAGCGACUGUAAAUCUGAGCUAGGUAGCUGGAUCAACUUCGUGUGGACAUUUUGUUUCAGCAUUAGUUUUGCUCAGGUUAAAGGAAGUUGAGCGCGUUUAUUCGUGACAUCAGCCCCAGCCGCGUCCAUGUUGUUGCUGUCAGAUCGUGUGGUGAAUGUCUGUGUCAAUGACUAGGAAGUAAAUGCAGCCAUCAAUACUCAAAUAAGACGAACUUGAUAACCAAUCAUCCUUUCAGUAUGGAAUGGGGGACUAAAAAGCCUGUCUUCUUCCAAUUGUCAUCAUCAUUGUCCAUCGUCUCGACACUUUUCCUCCUACUCUGCCUACACUGCUGCAUCGUCAAGGCAUGCUACCAAGACAGGAUUAAUCUGGACAGUUAUUCAUCGGAGACUGUCAUAACGUCCCUGUAUUAUCCAGACGACUACCCGCCAAACCUGGAGUGCGACUUUUACAUAACAGCCCCAGUGGGUCAGAGAGUGCGCAUCUAUUUCACCAGCUUUACUCUAGAGGCUGGCAGCACCUACAGUCAAUGCCGAUUUGAUUACGUCAAGAUUUUCGAUGGGGAUUCGGACGCGGACCCCGUGUUUGGUACGUUCUGCGGCACCAACGUGCCCCCCGCAAUUGUCUCCAGUGGCGAGCACCUCUACGCUUUUUUUCAGUCGGACGGGUCUGUGCAAGAGCCAGGAUUCAGGGCUGUCGUGCACAGCGUGGCUUCGAAUUAUCGAGAGCCCCUACCUUCUAGCUCCCCAGGAUCCUGCUACUCCGUCUUGGAAGAAGACUACGGCAACUUCUACAGCCCCGGCUAUCCUGGAGCCUAUGACCAUAGUGAGGAUUGCACUUUUAUCAUCAUCCUGCCCGACGAAAACGACCACGUCUUGCUGCGUUUUACGUCUUUUGAUUUGGAGCCGUCCCAGGGAUGCAUCUAUGACUACGUGGAGGUGCGUGACGGCGUGUCCCUGGCCACGCCCCUGCUCGGCCGAUUCUGCGGUGGCUUCGACAACGAACCGAGUGGCGUGAUGGAGUCGACCAGCCGGUCAAUGUACGUGUUGUUCCACACGGACAUCUCGGCGGCGUUCGAGGGGUUUUACGCCGAGUACGCAACCUCCAGCGUCGGUUUUACGCCAAGCACCAGGAACGACGAUGAGGAAUCGACGAUCUCAGUGUGCGACAUCAGCCGUGCAGUCAUAACUGAGAGAGGAGGCUUUGUCGUUUCCAACUACCACAGUGACACAACCUACGACCACCACUUGCGCUGCUCUGUCCAGAUUAUCGGCUCGCGGAGCUACGAGAGAGUGCACAUCUUGUUCCUGAACAUUGACCUUCCUGUGUCAUCAUCAGGCUGUGGUGGACAGUUAAGUGACUACAUUGAGGUCGUGGACGGACAAGCCGGUGAUAAUCCCACGACCCUGGGCACGCUCUGUGGGAACGACGAGGGUCGUUACACAUCUAGCAGCCCCUACGCCAUGAUCCGAUUUAGGACAGACGGCGCUUCCAAUGAUGGAUAUACGGGCUUCAAAGCUCUGUUUUCUGUUUUUUAUGAAGAUGCCUACGGCUGUGAAGACUCCGACUUUCAUUGUGACAAUGAUCGUUGCAUCGAUCCUUCUUUGGUGUGUGAUGGAUAUGACCAUUGUGGUGAUGACUCGGAUGAGGACAAGGGCUGUGAUGGGGAAGGGAAAGACCUUACUUGGCUCGUCAUUCUUGGCAUCGUGGCAGGCUGCCUCUUCUUGAUCCUUCUGGGCGUCUGCACAGCCUGCUGCUUCAUGAACAGCAAGGGAACAAGCAGUGCCCCUGGAAGCAGAACAGCGGCCACAAGCAGACCCACUGGCAAUGGAACAGCAGUGUCUGUGAUUUCCACACAGAAUGGCAUGAGGCAGCCAUACACCUAUCAGAACCCAGUGUUUAGCAAUGCUGCUAUGGCAACGGCACCACCGGCAACAGGUGGGCAGGGCAGGACCGAAGCCUUGCCACCCAAAUAUUCAGACAUCUGGAGGGACCCAGUCAACAUAGCCCCUCCCCAGGGUGGGGCAGGUGGUAGCCACGCCCUUCCACCAGCUCCAGUAGCUGCCAAUCUCUACACACAGCGAGAGAUGCCUGAUGCGGCCGCCACUGCCCCUAUGGAAGCAUCUGGGGGCCUAGCGGGACCCGUGCCUCCCCCAGCCCAAUUCCAAUUCACCCCGCCCUCUUCAGAGGGUGGGGUGGGAAUGGGCGGGGCUGAGGAACCUUUGGGUAGGGCACAGGUGAUCAGGCAACCGCGCGGAGGGACGCUGCCACCACUGAAGGGUGUACAGGGCAGACCGGCUGACACAACCUAGGGCAGACAGACAGACACAACCUAGAGCAGAAAGAAUCCCCACCCCCUGCACAUCAGUACGUUGGGGGACACUGCCACAACUGAAGGGUGUAAAGGGCAGACCGGCUGACACAACCUAGGGCAGACAGACAGACACAACCCAGAGCAGAGAGAAUCCCCACCCCCUACACAUCAGCAACGUGGAGGGGUACUGCCACCACUGAAGGGUGUAAAGGGCAGACCGGCUGACACAACUUAGGACAGACAGACAGACACAACCUAGAGCAGAGAGAAUCCCCACCCCCUACACAUCAAUAACACCGAGGGGCACUGCCACAACUGAAGGGUGUACAGGGCAGACCGGCUGACAAUACCUAGGGCAGACAGACAGACAGACACAACCCAAAGCAGAGAGAAUCCCACUCCCUACACAUCAAUGACCUUUCCCCAGUUACUUUGGGCUCAAUUUAUGAAAGACGUUCCGGAGAUGUCAAGCAUUUGCAUAUUUUUUUCAGUUCUGACUUGACUGUUGACAUGCUGAGCUAGAUUAUAAAUAUGUUUGAGGUUUUACACUAAAUUUUGUAGUUAAGAUGUAUAAAUUUUUUACUGCUUGUACAUAUUGAGUAGAUGGAGUACGAAGUUCUAUUUUUUUUUCAGUUCCGUCCAAAGAGAUUGUUUAACUUUGGUCAUAUAGGAUGUGGAUUGUUUUUUUAAUGUUUAUUUACGAUGCCGCAUGCAAUUUUGUGAGGUUUUUUUCCAUGAAUUUUCAUUAAUCGGGUUGAAAUAUGACUUAAAGUGUUGUGUCCACCAAUAUGUGACCAGGCUCCAACACUGUAACCUAAUGGUACUUUGUACAUUAUUAAUGGAGACAUGGAUCUCCAUUCAAAAGUUAUACUAUUUGUACUCUAGUCCUGAACCAUCAAAUCUCAACCUGGUUAAAUGGUACCCUGACUAGCAUCCUAUGGUUAAAGCCAUAGACAAAAAUCAGGGUCCCACCACUGAACAUCAACCUAAAGUUACUUGACUAUCUCUGGCAGUAAUACAUGCGUCUAUGGGAAGUGGCUUGCAGCCGCUUCCAUACAAGCAUGUGUAACUGAGCCGUAGCCAUUUAUUCUGAUGCAGCCUAACUCAUGCUGCCACCGUUUCAGUCAUGUUCCCUGUAUCCAAUAACAGUACUGAAUGAUAAUAUAUUUUGUGCAAAAAAGAACCAGACUAUUUUUCCUUCCAGCCUCGCUUCAGUUACGUUGAUUUGAAUGGGAAAAAAAUCACAAUGGCCGCAACAUGAUAAUGGUCUAUAGACGUGGGUUUGAGGUCACACGCUUAAAACCCCACAUUCCUUUAUUCCAGCCUAAAAAAAUUCAAAAGUAAUUUUGCUAUUUUGAUGUACCAUUAUGCUGUACCUCAAACCUAUGAGGGAACAGUCAACAUUGGUUAAAAAUGUUGCAUCGUGACGACACUUAUUUUCAUCAUGUAUUAUUUCUAUGAAGGUCAGUCAUUGCAAAAUGAGGGAAAAGACAUGAAUCUGGGACUGAGACACAAUUCUGAUUUUGUUAGAAAAUACUUUGAAAAUUACACUUGACUCCCCAUAGACUUUGUACACAGCCGAAGAAGUGGCGUCUGGAUACUACAUUCUUUCCCCAACAUUAAUUACGGAAUAAUGACCAAACAUUUUUUAAGAUGCUUUAUGCUCAUGUGCCUCGUUGACUGACAAAUCUAUGCGUGCAAACAGCAACUUCCAUUUUUUAGAUUUUGUACUUUUUUUCUUCAAAACUCUGCAAUAUGAGUAAUAUUUUUAAAUAAAAAAACUGUAAACAUUUAUGUAGUUUUAACUGGUUUUAAAGUUUAUACAUAUUUAAUAAAUACCAUAUAAAGUACUGGUAUAUAGAAAAGGCUAUUCACUGCACUUGGCUCCGAGGUAUACUAUGUUGUUUGAUAUGUUUUGAAAGAAUCAACAUCAUAUUUCCUUCUAAAUACUGUUUUUGUAUAAAGACGCUUUUCAGUAAAGGUCUUGUGAAAAUUUAUGCGUACAUUUUUUUAGAAAAAUAAAACAGAUUUGUUAUA